AACAGACUUUGUUUAUCCAGCCUGCUCUGUCUGAUGAAAUGCUCUCCUGCUAGUUGACCCGCUCCACUCGUGUUAUUCCACUCUUCCCAGCCGUGGACGCUGAGAGGAGCUAAAAUCCUGCAGCUCACGCCACAUCAGUUUACAUACGUGUUCUUUGUUGUCUUUGUAAUUUAAUUUUUUUUUGUUCUCUUCGGCUGCAGCUCAAACACACACAGGGUCAUAACGACUCGUGCAUUAUUAUCUCCCCUCCUCUACGUUAUUUGUCAGUACACUUGAUUUUGCAGGACGUUGCUCCCUCCGUGCGUGCAGACGUGUGUGUGUUUGCGUGGAUUUGUUGCAGCUGAAGGAAGGAGGAUUUUUUUUUUAUCGAGCACGCCAUGGCGACUGAAGUGGAUACGUGGCCUGCUGGUUCCAAAGCCGACGGGAUGCCGUCUUGCGAUGGCGGCCUGGCAGAGGCUCACCGUCCCUGCAGCGACGAUGACGACGCGCUGAUCGAGGCCGAGUUGAACGGCAACUGGACGCCCCAGGAGAAAGCGCUCCACGAGGCGCGGCUCAAAGCCAAAGCCAAGCGUCGCCUGCGCAAGUCCUCGUCCCGCAACUCGACCAGUGACUCCUUUUCGGAGUCUGGAGACGUGGCAGGAAGUGAUCCGAACAGUCCAAAAGGCAAAGUUGCCACCAGCGACCGCAAAUCCAGGAUGGGCAAAGGCAGAGGCCUGCCAAAAAAAGGUGGGGCAGGCGGUAAAGGAGUUUGGGGAGCUGCUGGGAUGGUUUAUGAAGUGGAGGAACCUGAUGCACGGGACCCAAACUAUGACGAAGCUGCUCAGGGAGACACGGUUUAUGCAACAGUUGUGCCAGAGGUGGAUGAGAAGGAACUGGAAAAAAUGGUCAACCCCAUUGUGCAGGAAUACUUUGAACAUGGGGACACCAAAGAGGUCCAGUUGUUGCUGAAGGAGCUCAACCUUGGUCACCACAGGUACGAGUUCUCCUCCCUGGCUGUGUCUCUGGCCCUUGAAGGCAAGGCCAGCCACCGAGAGCUGACCUCCCGCCUGCUGUCUGAUCUGGUGGGGAAGCCGCUGUCACAGAGUGAAAUGGCCCGUGCUUUUGACAAGAUUCUGAAAGAGCUGCCAGACCUCAUACUGGACACACCGGAGGCUCCGCAGAUGUUGGGCCAGUUCAUUGCCAGAGCCAUAGCGGACCAUGUUCUCUCCAUGUCUUUCCUGGACUGUUACAAAGGCAAAGUGGACUGUGAGCAUGCCAGAGUUGCUUUGGACCGUGCUGCAGUGCUGCUGACAAUGAAGAGGGAGAUGGUUCGUUUGGAUAAUGUGUGGGGCGUGGGUGGAGGCCUGAGACCUGUCAAACAUCUUGUUAAAGAGAUGAACCUCCUCCUCAAGGAGUACCUGAUAUCAGGAGAUGUGUUGGAGGCAGAGCACUGUCUGCGGGACCUGGAAGUCCCUCACUUCCACCAUGAGCUGGUCUAUGAGACCAUAGUGAUGGUGCUGGAGUCUAAAGGCGACACUGCCAGUCACAUGAUGAUAAAGCUGCUUCAGUCCUUCUGGAAAACAGGCCUCAUCACUGUGGAUCAGAUGAACAGGGGCUUCCAGCGUGUUUACAAUGAACUCCAGGAAAUCAGCCUGGAUGUACCACAUGCACACUCUAUCAUGGAGACCUUUGUGGACCUUUGCUACCAGGAGUCUGUCAUCACCAAACAGCUGAGGGAUACCUGUCCCUCCAGAGGACGAAAGCGUUUUGUCAGCGAAGGAGAUGGAGGAGUGAUCAAGAACUAGAGCUGGAGGAAGAAGAAGAAGAAGAAGAGGAGGAGGAGAAGUGCGUGUGCAGCUUCCAGCAUGUUUUCCUAAAAUUGGGCAUGCAGGUGGUAUAAAGUUCCCUCAUUCCUCUACUCCAUAAUGUUGUUGUCACUCAAACCAGCGUUGACGUUCGGUGAAAGUAGACUGAAGAGUGCCCUGGGCGUUCAGUUCCCUUCAUCUUGUUAAUCACUGUUUUUGACAUUUUCUAAGAAUAUUCUUUAUUUGGGGGUUGAUGCGCCCCUGCUGCCUUAGUCUUUGUACCUGUUUGUCAAGAAUAAUUCAAGUUGGAGCAGCAGAAGAUGGAAGGCUGGACGGUAUGGGUUUUGUGGGACAUGAGUUUGGGUGAUUUGUCUCUUGCUUCGCUUAACCUGUUGCUACUUUUUUUCACCUCAUGUUAUGCGCUAAAAAAAAGCACUUAAAAGACAGAGCCAACUGCACAGUCAGCAAGCACUUGGUAAAUUAGCUCAACAAGGAUCUAAACCUGCGAUAUUAAAAAAAAAACAAGUUCCAGAAAUGCCAUACUUUUUUUUCACUGCUUCUAUUGUUCCUUUAUGAACAGUGUUUUGCCUUUUUUUUCCUGGGGUCAGAUUUUCACUUUGUACAGCACAGUUAUCAAAGCAAGAAGUGUUUGGGCACUGUUUGGGUGUUGUAUUUCUUUAGGGCAAAUAUUAUGCUUUGGAUGCCAUUCAUUAAAAUAAAAGAAACGGGGGUUAAUGUGUAUAAAAAAAAUUGAAUAAGCAAUAAUUUGCUUAAAACUAAUGUAUCAGCUGUCACAUAGUCAGCUGUGGGCUUUGGACAGGUAUCCUUAUGUAAAGGCAGACUUGCUCUGGAAAAUUAUUCUGAAACGAUUUUUUUUCAAACGUGUUAUUUGUUUAAAAAGGCAACUCUAAUACAUCUGUUCAGGCUUCAUUGCCACUGUCUGUAAAAGUUUUACAUAUUGACCAGUUAAUAAUAAUGUGGAUAAGAAAUAUAUUUCAUUCAUUAAAAAGGCAUCAAAAUACA
Messenger RNA from Solea senegalensis (Senegalese sole), 2807 nucleotides. It is a transcript of the gene pdcd4a, whose product is annotated as programmed cell death 4a. The transcript is spliced from 11 exons. Gene Ontology annotation, biological process: negative regulation of DNA-templated transcription. The record is from RefSeq and is a predicted model, not a curated record. Bases 378 to 1784 code for a protein of 468 amino acids. Gene Ontology annotation, cellular component: cytosol; nucleus. NCBI's taxonomy places the organism in Eukaryota, Metazoa, Chordata, Actinopteri, Pleuronectiformes, Soleidae.